GUGAGCAAAGCAGAAGGUAUUUUACUCCAAGUAAAGAAUGCACUGGGUGAGGGAACUGGCAAGGUAGCGCUACAAGAGAUGAGGAUGGAAUUCUAUCACAUUAUACAUCACAAAACUGAAAUGGAGUAUAAAGUUUCCAAAAAGCUGUUAUCUAGAAAACAGGACCUGUGUCAGCUGGCUAGAAACAUGCUUAAUAUACAUGAAACAAAUAUGUCAUGCCCAAAGCCAUCAUCUUUGGCCAGAUACCAGGCUCUGAGGUACAAGAUCGAAGCCGUUGACUCAGCGAGUUAGGAAUUUCUCAAUGUUGAACAACAAGUGUUAAAAACCAAUUACAAUGACUGUUCAGUGAGACUUUUACAAGUGUAUAGGGUUGACAGAAUAAGUAAAAGAGCAGAAUUUCUGAGCAGUCUUGGAAACAUUUGAUCCUUAUUCCACGCAUCAUCUGUGCACAACUUCAUGGGAAUUCUUUCCAGAGGACUCCUAGUGCCAAAAAUGGUUGUUGAAGAUCAUGGCCUGGAAAGAGCUGACACUGGGAAUCUGGGCAGUGGCAUUUACUUCAGUGAUUCUGUUAGCACUAGUAUUAAGUAUUCUUUACUCAGUGAAAUGAAGGGAACCCAGCUCCUGGCAGUUUGUGAUGUGGCACUUUGGAUCCUGCUUGGAUUUCUGUGAACGAGAUUAUUCAUUAAUAAUGCACCAUCAGGUUAUGACGGUGUGCAUGGAGUCCAUAAAACAGCAGACAUCUCUUCAGGCUUCCAGAAUGAUGAAUUUGUUGUCUAUAAAACCUGUCAGGUUAAAAUCAGAUAUGUUGUUAAGUUUUGCCUUGCUGAAGAUCAAAUAAAACCAUUUCAGCCUGCAAUUGGGGUGGAACUGGAGCAAGAUUACAGUGAGCCAGAGUUGCAAUGUCAUUUACAGCAUGAGAGCUAUGCAUUACCAAAUGCAAAUCUUUCGAAUCCUGUAAAAACUGGUUUUUAGGACAGAUUGGGAGAUCCUGUCCCUCUGGAAAGCGUUUAUGUCAAGCCAAGGAUAAUAGACCUUGUAGCACAGGAUGCAAUAAAAAAGGUUUGUGUUAAACAAGUAAAACCACAGAAAAAUGGAUUUUCAAUGGAUAUGUCUAUUGAGAUGCCAUCUAGUAUUGAACGCAUACAUAGUUGGACAUAUAAACUUAAAAUAAAGAAAACAGGAUGCAAGGCUGUAAUUAAGACUGUGGACAUUAGAGGCUUUGUUCUAGAUAUCUGGAUUUCUCGGGCCUACCUACCUUGGAUGUGGGUAGGGAAGCAUCCCAACAAAAUAAGUGAGGCUUGCAUGCUUGUGUUCCAAGCAGAGUUUGAAACAGCAUUUGAAGAAGAGCAGCUGGCCAGUGAAAUUAUUAUUUUAUUAGAUUGCUCGAAUUCUAUGGCAGGUUCAGCUCCACACCAAGCAAAGCAGAUUGCUUUACAUGUUUUGGAACUAUUUUUUCAAAGAGUGAAUGUAGUCAAAUUUGGCACAAAUUUCAUAGAAUUUUCUUCUUUUUCAAUGAACACAAUAAGUGAUUUGGCAUCACUUAAAGAGUUUAUUACAUCUGCUACCACAACAUCAGGAAACACUGAUUUAUGGAAGACCUUACAUUACUUAAGUCUGCUAUUUCCUUCUCAAGGACAAUGUAACGUUCUUCUUAUAUGGGAUGGACACCUUCAGAUUGAAGUGACCUUCCAGAUUGUGAAAGAUAAUGUCCAACAUACAAGGUUAUUUACAUGUGGUGUUGGUUCCACAGCAAAUCAACACAUGCUGAGAUCUUUGUCCCAAUAUGGUGCUGGAGCAUUUGAAUACAUUGACCCAAAAUCAAAGUACAACUGGGAGGUAAAGAUACAGAGACAGGUAUUUAGAAUAUUUUCUCCAGGAUGCCGUUCAAUUUCUAUUAAAUGGCAACAGUUUAAUACAGGUGCAGCAGAGCCAAUGCAGGCUCCUGCUCAAAUACAGGUUUUUUUACAAGGCAGGCUAACUACAACAUUCCAGGAUGGCUCUUGGAAUCUGAGCCCACAGUUGGGGAAAAUCUUGACAUUUGAUGUUGGUCAUUUAAUUAACAAUUUCCUUAUUAGAAAAGGCAUUCAGUCAUUGGGGCCCAAAUGGAAAAGAAAGCUACUGCAGUUGAUUGCUACUCUUCAUGUGGUACAGUUCAUAUGCUGCCCAAAGGAACUGAAAGGGAUCGUUUUCAAGACACUGAUGAAACUCGAUGAUUCAUCUAAUUCAAGUGGUGUUCACUGGGCUUUUGAGUUGAUCAAGAAAGAAAUAGAGUACGUAAGAAGAGUUGAGAGGUGAUUUCCAUCUAUUUGCUAUUGACUUGAACUUGGGAAAGACUAGGAUUCUGACACCAAGAAGAUACUGGGUAUCUAG
This is a messenger RNA of Cariama cristata (Red-legged seriema), 2370 nucleotides long. It is a transcript of the gene PARP4, whose product is annotated as poly (ADP-ribose) polymerase family, member 4. Gene Ontology annotation, molecular function: NAD+ poly-ADP-ribosyltransferase activity. NCBI's taxonomy places the organism in Eukaryota, Metazoa, Chordata, Aves, Cariamiformes, Cariamidae. The record is from RefSeq and is a predicted model, not a curated record.